This is a messenger RNA of Anarrhichthys ocellatus (wolf-eel), 2064 nucleotides long. RefSeq names its product 5-phosphohydroxy-L-lysine phospho-lyase (gene phykpl). Gene Ontology annotation, molecular function: pyridoxal phosphate binding; transaminase activity. Gene Ontology annotation, cellular component: mitochondrion. The coding region runs from base 429 to 1856 and encodes 475 amino acids. Lineage: Eukaryota; Metazoa; Chordata; Actinopteri; Perciformes; Anarhichadidae. The record is from RefSeq and is a predicted model, not a curated record. The transcript is spliced from 12 exons.
AAAAUCUAUCAUGGACGUAUGCGUGGUGGAUGUCAAGACUAGAUGACAAGAUAGCUGUCAUUGGGCAUUCAGUGUAAACAGUGUGAAGGAAAGGAGACAGUAGAGUGUCCUGUGUUAAUGCAGGAAGUAUGAAGAGGAAAGAGGUUGCAGGAAUACAAGGGCUAGGACGAGGAGAGGUCACUAAAGAGGAGACUGACUCGGUGGAAGGGAGACAAAUUAUAUUUAAGCUUUCGAAAGCAAUCGGACUUUUUAAAAGGUCUGUAAUAGAAUGAGGAUGGUGGACGAUUAGAUCCAGUAGGGGGCAGUAAUGCAAUUUACGGGACGAAAACUACCGUAAAAAAACUUCAAAGAGAAGGAGAACUGUCAUUGAGCAGCGCUCUUCCCCUCAGUAGUCUUUGGUAUUCGUUACAGAGAAACCCAAAAACAAUAUGGCAGUUGAAAAACUCAGGAAAGAAGAAACUCUCGAAAUGAGGAGGAGAUUAAUCGGGCAGUCAUGUAGACUGUUUUAUUCAGACGAUCCUGUGAAAAUAGUGAGAGCGAGAGGCCAAUAUCUAUUUGAUGAAAACGGCGAGCGCUAUCUGGACUGCAUCAGCAACGUUCAUCAUGUGGGCCACUGUCACCCCAGCAUCACUGCAGCUGCAGCAGUACAGAUGGACCUGCUGAACACAAACUCACGAUUCCUGCACGACAACAUAGUCACGUAUGCAGACCGGCUGGCUGCCACCCUGCCCGAGAAGCUGUGCGUGUUCUACUUUGUAAACUCUGGUUCAGAGGCCAAUGAUCUUGCCCUUCGCUUGGCUCAGCAGUACACCCAGCACGAGGACGUCAUUGUGCUUGACCAUGCAUACCAUGGGCAUCUAAUGUCUCUCAUUGACAUUAGUCCGUACAAGUUCCGGAAACUGGCAGGACAGAAAGAAUGGGUUCAUGUGGCACCGUUACCAGACACCUACAGAGGCGUAUACGGAGAGGAUCACCCCAACCCCGGCCAAGCAUACGCUGAUACAGUGAAAGACCUAAUAGAGGAGGUGCACAGGAAGGGUCGUAAGAUCUCGGCCUUCUUUGCUGAGUCAUUGCCAAGUGUCGGAGGACAAAUCAUCUUGCCCCGAGGAUACUCGACUAAAGUCGCAGAAUACGUGCGCUCAGCUGGCGGAGUGUUUGUGGCAGACGAGGUGCAGACGGGUUUUGGCCGCGUGGGAAGUCAUUUCUGGGCGUUCCAGCUGCACGGGGAGGGUUUCUGUCCCGACAUAGUGACCAUGGGUAAACCCAUGGGCAAUGGGCAUCCCCUGGCAUGUGUGGCUACCACUGUAGAAAUAGCCGGAGCUUUCACAGCCAAUGGAGUGGAGUACUUUAAUACGUUCGGAGGGAACCCGGUGUCCUGCGCUAUUGGCCUUGCAUUGCUCGAUGUGAUAGAGAAAGAGGACCUGAGAGGAAACGCCCAACGGGUUGGAGCACAUCUUAAAGAUUUGCUCACAAAGAUACAAACACGACAUCAAGUGAUUGGCGAUGUCAGAGGUGUGGGACUGUUUGUGGGUGUCGAGCUGGUUACAGACAGGGAGCGUAAGACUCCUGCCACAGAAACAGCAGCACGUGUGGUGAAGAGGUACCGUGUCGUAAUACUGACGACAUACAGCCAGAUUUUCUUGUAUUCAGUCUCUGCCGAGUGGUUUGUUGAUAUAACUCCAUGUUCCUUUUACAUUAGGUUAAAAGAGGAUGAUAAAAUCUGUAUCAGUACAGAUGGACCCUGGGAAAACGUUGUGAAGUUUAAACCUCCGAUGUGUUUCAGUAUGGAGGACGCAGAGCUGGUGGUUCAAUGUAUUGACCGCGUCCUCACAGACAUGAAAGCCAGUGACAGUUAAACCGGAAAAGGAAGACAUCUAAGGUGUUCACAGCCAUUUUAAGGCAUGAAUGAGAUGCAGUCACAUAGCUGAUGAAACACAGCCAGUGGGAGGAGUUGCCAGCUUUGGCACAUUGUUGCCAUCGUGGUCCACUACAAGAUGCUAAUGUAACACUAAUGAACUCCCAGUUAUAUUUUUCUUCUUCAAAUAAAAUCAUUUUAUCUUUAAA